AUCGAUACUAUAGCAACAUUUUGAAACAACCGCUGGAUUUAACAAAGAAAAGUUAAGAAUAAAGAUCAGUGGCCAGGUACAGACACCUGGAUGAAUUUGAAAGUAAAAGUAAUUUUGUAGAUACAAAGUAACCAGAAAAUUAUAGGGUACAUUGUACGGUGAUUUGCGCUGAUAGAUGUAUUAUUAUUUAUUGCAAACAUUAGACCCGGUAAAAAUAGGGGUAAGUCAAGUCUGAUUUUAUUUUUAACUAAAGCAUUACGUAAUUGCGGAAAAGUAGUCGAUACAGAAGUUUCAAGAACUGAAGAAGUAGUUUACCUUGAGUCAGUUGAGUCUGUGGCUGGCGAAGACCAAGACAGCAGUACAAAGAUGACUUAUAUUUACAUAGGUACCUAAGUGUACUGUUAUAUACAGGUCUUUGUGUUUAGUUUUGAGUUCGCUGUACACAACUGGUUUUGUUACAGAAAUAAUAAAUAUGAGAUUCUAUAAUGAAAAAUGUCGUCACUAAACGAAAGAAAUAUAAAAGAUGUGCGCGACAUAUGGAACACAGGCCUGGACUCAGACAAAGAAAACCCAAAAAUACCAAUCGACAAUAACAUAGAUAAUAGAACGAAGCACAAAUACAAAACCUUAGAACGGCACCUGAGCAUGAAAAAAACGAUAAGAAGAAAAAUGAUGAGAGAUCUCAGAGAAAUCGGUGAUGCCCAAGCCGAGGACGCCGCCCAAAAUGAGACUGGAUUUUUAGAACAAAUCAGGAACGAUCAACCUGCACCUGCUAACGUAGACAAACCCAGUUUGUGGAAGAGGUUAACUAAAGGAUGGGGGCACUAACUGGAAGUAAUACAAAUUGUUUUCAUAUGGCUUAAAGGCUUUUAAAUAAUUGAAAUAUCAAAAUUUGUUGUGAUUGCAGAGUUAUGGAUGAAAACUGUCGUAGUUCCAAAGUACAUAUCAAAUUUAUUGCAAGCUGUAAUAUAGAUUCUUGGUAUAGUUCUAAUAUACAGUGAGGAGGAAUUAAAUAUUACCCCCUGUAAAGUACGUUAGUUGAAACAAAGGUGAAUAAAAUAAGCCAGGGAUCAUCAGUUUUUAUUUUAAUCAAGGCUUUAUAUGACAAACAAGUUUUAUGACAGCCAGUCCCCCAAUUUUUUAAAUAGCACGAGGCACUUCAUUUAAAG
Messenger RNA from Psylliodes chrysocephalus, 1169 nucleotides. The record is from the annotation of a GenBank genome assembly. Lineage: Eukaryota; Metazoa; Arthropoda; Insecta; Coleoptera; Chrysomelidae.